AUGAACUCCACUUCAAGUUCAACCCCCUCUCCUUCACAAAAAAAGAAGAAGCACCAGAAGAAAACCUACGAGGGCAACGCGAUGCCGGAAUCCCUGCCCGAGCUCAUCGCCGCUCCGCAGGAGCAGGCUCUCGCCGGCCUGCAGAAGGUAGCGACCACCAUCUCCACUGGGGCGGAGAAACCGCUGAAGGAGGCCGUUGACGCGAUCAAAACGAACGCCGUCGCGCCGGUCGAGGACUUUUUCCACACGAAAAUCUUGCCGGCCUACAACAAAGUUGUCGCAAACUACGAGUUAGCGAGGGCUGCUGGCGUAAAAAAGUACGAAAUCGGCCGGAAAUUCCUCCACGAACAAAUCCUCCCCCACCCCGUCGUGAAAACGCUCAACGAGGACAUUCUCCAGCCGCAUGUUCUUCCAAAAGUGAAAAAAGUGUGCGAAAUCGGUUCUCAUUACGAGAAAAAGCUGGCGACCGAGGCGGAAACCUGGUUCGACUCCCCAGCAGUCCGGCACUUCCCUUCUGCGGUUGCGAACAAGCUCGAACCCUAUCUCGGACCGAGUUUCGCGCAUUACAUGUCCUUCCUCGAGAUCGAUUCCCCCGUGACGUUGGUCUUCGCAAUUCUGUGCGUGCUGGUUCAUUUUCUCGCGACUUCGAGCGUAGUGCAGCUGAUCGCACCGAAAAAAUUCGGCUUUGAUAACUUGCAACAAAAUUACUUCUCCGUCCACCCCUGGCAGUAUUGGGCGCCGGUCACGGAGAUCUACUACCCGCUUCUGAACUACUACUACGUCGGCACGCAGUACAGCUACCUCCCGCUCCCCGGCGUCCCGUGGAGCUUCUUCCGUCUGUUCACGCACGUGCUCGGGCACGGGGAUUGGCAGCACUUAUCCGGCAACCUGGUCAACCUCUUGCUGGCCGGUCCGAGCGCGGAACGCGAGUUUGGCAGCUACAACCUGCUGAAGGUCAUCGUGUACGUCGCCGUGUUCUCCGCGUUUGCGCACAUGUUCUUCGGGCACCCGCAGGCGAUCCAGUUGGGCGCGAGCGGCGUGGUCUUCAUGACCAUCUUGCUGUCCAGCCUCGUGCAGCUGAAAUUGAACAAGGUGCCCGUCACGUUUGUGUUGCAAAUGCUCCUGUGGGUGCACAACGAGGUGGUGGACCAAAUUUUUGCCACGACCAAAAAUGGCGGCGCCAGCAACAUUGCGCACCUGUCCGGGGCCCUGGUUGGGACGGUCUUCGGGUUUCGCUUACACGGGGAGAAGCUGCAGGAAAAGGUGAAGGCGAUUGGCUUGGGCUGGUUGAAAAAGGCAAAGGAAAAAACAGAGAAGAAGUUAUGA
Messenger RNA from Amoebophrya sp. A120, 1326 nucleotides. The record is from the annotation of a GenBank genome assembly. Lineage: Eukaryota; Dinophyceae; Syndiniales; Amoebophryaceae.